Molecule: messenger RNA, 944 nt
Organism: Lotus japonicus
Lineage: Eukaryota; Viridiplantae; Streptophyta; Magnoliopsida; Fabales; Fabaceae
Exons: 3
Coding region: 101-700 (199 amino acids)
Source: RefSeq, a predicted model, not a curated record
AAUACAAACCAUACCAUAUUUCAUUCACAUCAAAGUGCACACUUCUCACUUCUCCCAUUCCAAUCCAUUCUUCUUUUCACAACAUUUGAUCCUCUUCCUCAUGAACUUGAGAGCCAUCACCACCCUCCUUCUCUUCCUUCUCCUUUCCCAAAAUCCCCACUUUACCCUCGCCGGAAAACGCAAGGUUCACAUCACCGACGACCUCGACGACGUGUUCGACGACGAGGAAGACGAUGGUUGGAAAGAAUGGGGCCAGAAACCCGCACCCUCGUUCCCACCUGCCGAUUUGAACAAGAUGGAUCCCUCGCAGAUCCAAGAGGAGUUGGCGAAGCGCCACACCGGACCCGUCAUCGGAUUCGUCAAGCUCCGAGUUGGGGUUCGCCGGACUCCGGACAUGGUAGCUGAACUUGCCAUGAAAUGGACACAUGUCCUGAGAACUGGAGCUCUUGGAAUAAAGUUCAUGGGUGUUGAUCUGAAUACAGUCAUGUUCAACAUGGAAAGCAUGAAAGAUUUGGAAGAGUUGAAGGAAUAUAUCUUGGACCAAUCAGAGGCAUAUGAGAUUAAAAUGGGGGAACAAUUUUUUAGAAGACCUGGAGAUCCACCUCUCGAUGAAGUUAUUCAGAAGUCUAAAGAUGAGAAAGGCAAAACAGAGAAUGCUGAACCAGAGGAAGUUGAUGGAAAUUUAAAAACAGAAUUGUAGUCAGACAAAAUUCUCAAGAAGUUGAGAUGAUGCAAUUGUGCCACUUCUUUUCACAGGCUUACUCCCAUUUUUUAAAAGAAAUUUUAGAGUCCUGAUUUACAUCUCUUUCUUCCCCCUCUUCUAAUUAGUUUUAAAUGCUGGUGUAAUAGUAAUAGUAACCAUAGUUGCAGCAUUUGGCAAGACUAAGAGAAGGCACUUCUAGAUGUAAAUUUUGGGGAAAAUAAACAGAAAUUACUUUAAUUUA